Verticillium nonalfalfae is the source of this 1095-nucleotide messenger RNA. RefSeq lists its product as uncharacterized. Bases 1 to 1095 code for a protein of 364 amino acids. The transcript is spliced from 3 exons. The record is from RefSeq and is a predicted model, not a curated record. NCBI's taxonomy places the organism in Eukaryota, Fungi, Ascomycota, Sordariomycetes, Glomerellales, Plectosphaerellaceae. Gene Ontology annotation, molecular function: dioxygenase activity.
AUGGCCCCCGUUCUUGACCCCCCCGAGACCGUCGACUGGAUGGGCAAGCCGGUGCCCGUGUGGUCGAUGCAGACCAUCGAUUACGGGCUGCUGUUGUCGCAGGACCCCGGCGAGAUCGACAAGGUCGUCAACGCCUGUCUCGAGGAGGGGUACUUCUACCUCGACCUGCAGGGCAUCGACGGCCGUCGCAUGCUGUCGGACCAGCAGGAAACGCUCAAGCUGAUGAAGCGGUUCUUCGAUGCGCCCAUUGAGGCCAAGAACGAGUUUGGCCUGAUCUCGUCCCACUUGGGCUAUGAGCCCGUCGGCAGCCGCACUGGCGUCGCCGCCGGCACCAAGGACGGCUACGAGAUGCUCAAGGUGUCGCGUGACGAGAUUCAGCACGACAACCCACGCAUCCCGGCGCCGGUCAAGAACAGCGCCGACAUGCGCAUCCUCGAGAACGCCAUCGGCAGCUGCAACACGGUGACCAAGGUCAUCCUGUCGGCGCUGUCGACGGGCCUCGCGCUGACGGGCGCCGGGCGGUUCGAGAACAUGCACCGCAACGACCGCCUGUCGACGACAACGCUCUCCAUGAUGCACUACCUGCCGAGCGCGCUCGCCGGGCAGAACCGCAUCGGCCACCAGAAGCACACGGACAUCAGCACGCUGACGCUCCUCUUCAGCGAGCAGUGGGGCCUCCAGGUGCGGCCGCCGGGGACGUGCGGCGCGCGCGAGAUGGGCUUCGUGCGGCCCAAGGCGGGGUGCGCGUUUGUGCACGUGGGCGACUCGCUGCGGUUCGCCAGCGGCAUGAAGUUCCAGAGCUGCAUCCACCGCGUGGUGCCGUUCGACCCGACGGAGCACCGGUACUCGAUGGCGUACUUUCUGCGGGCCGAGGACGACACCAUGUUCGUUGACUCGGAGGGGCGGGCCAUCACGGCGGGCCAGUGGCACGACGAGAAGUUCAAGGCGUUCACGGACCCGGAGCUGUGGCAGGCCAUGGCGCCCAAGUCGAUGAUUCUCGGCGGCAUGAAGGAGGACGGCGCCGACGAGCCCGUACCCAUGCCUUCGGUGGCUGUGCCCGUGGCAUCGGCCGUGCCGGUCCAGGUCGAGGCGUGA